Messenger RNA from Colletotrichum godetiae, 228 nucleotides. RefSeq lists its product as uncharacterized. The record is from RefSeq and is a predicted model, not a curated record. The transcript is spliced from 2 exons. The coding region runs from base 1 to 228 and encodes 75 amino acids. NCBI's taxonomy places the organism in Eukaryota, Fungi, Ascomycota, Sordariomycetes, Glomerellales, Glomerellaceae.
AUGCACCGAAAUGAUUGCUCAUCGCCCCGUACUCUUACAGCGCUUUGCUUCGCAAUCUUGGCUCGUUCUCGGCUAUCUGACGGACAGCGCAACCCCUACCGCACAGUUGUCCCAGACGACGACUAUUGUCGAAGACCAGUUGGGAUGCUGGACUUGGAACAGACACCAGUCAGGUCGUUUACUGCCCUCGCGGAGUGUCUCCUGACAGUAGCCAAAGACUGCCAGUGA